AUCGCUCUCCUUCGUUUGGCGGCCAGGCCUUAGCCCAACCCACACUGGAGUAUUACUCUUCGGGCCGAGUGUUGCGCCGCCUCCCACCGCCCGCCGUCUUCUAUCCGGAGAAGCAGGAGCCGCCGUUUCCUCCAUGCCGCCGCCACGCUGCCCACGGCUCCCGUCCUCUCUCCCUCCCUGGCCCCGUCUACUCCCGACCCUCGGCUCGUGUUCCAGAAGAGCCGUCACAUCCUCAGCCGCGUCAUCGUCCUCGCCGGCGGGGUGUCACGGCAACGGCGGCCGCCCUCUCCGCUACGCGGUCCUCGGCGCUGGCUUCGCGGGGCUCUCCGUCGCGUGGCACCUCCUCAAGCAUAGCCCGAAGAAUUCCCGUGUGACUGUGGACGUUUACGACGAGAACGGCGUAGGCGGAGGCGCCUCUGGAGUCUCGGGAGGGCUUCUCCAUCCGUACUCGCCCAAAGUGAAGCUUCUCUGGAGAGGAGCUGAAUUCUGGAAAGAGUGUAUGGAUCUCCUACGCAGCGCAGAGCAAGCGAAUGGAGCCACCGGAUCAGAUGGGACUAGUGAAGAUGAGGCCCUUAUCUGGAGAAGGGGAAUUUUGCGUCCACCUACAACGGAGAAGGCUGCUGACAUAUUGCUAGAGAAUGCUCAGAGUCAGAGUUGCCUCCAGAGUUGCAGCCUCCAAGUUCUAGAUUCGGAUGCUGCACAACAUUUGAUCCCCGGCUUAUGUGUGCCACUCAAGUUUGCAGUUUAUAUGCCACUAGCACUGAACAUCAACCCUAAGAAAUAUUUACAGGCAUUGUUCCUUGCAUGCCAAAAUAUGGCUGACGAAGCAUCUACAUCACCUAGUGAAGAAAGGGAGUUCAAUAUGUACCACAAACGUAUUGAUAACCUACAACAACUGUCAGGAGACUAUGAUUCCGUGAUCAUCUGCCUUGGAGCCAAUGCUAGUUCACUUCCGGAACUCGCAAAUAAGCUGCCUCUUAGAACCUGCAGAGGAGUUAUUGCUGAAUUCCAGCUGCCAUCAGACACAGUAGAAAAAUAUGGUAGUCAGAGUCCUUCAAUCUUAUCUGAUGCAUGGCUGGCAUUCCAAGGUCCCCGUACUGUUUCUGUUGGGUCAACUUGGCAAUGGAAGUCUGACAAUCAUGCUUCAACUGUAUCUGAUGAAGAAGCUGCUACUGCAAUGGAAGAGCUUCUCCCAAAAGCUUCUGCUGUAUAUCCAGGAAUCAGUAAAUGGGAUUAUAUACGAGCAAGGGCUGGGAUAAGAGCCAUGCCUCCAUUGACAGCUAAUGGUUCUCUGCCACUUUUGGGUUGUUUAAAUGACGUAAUAGGCACGAGGAGCAAUUGUGCCUUUUGGCUAGUUGGCGGUCUUGGCGCCAGGGGCCUUCUGUACCAUGGUUUAGUUGGAAAGCUGACUGCCAAAGCUGCGAUUUCUGGUGAUGAAAACAUGAUACCUUCUGAGUUCACUUGCUGGAAGACGAUCAAGGCUUCAAAAUGAAUACCAUUAUGUCAUUCAAACAUGUCAUGCUUUAUAUGGGAUUGAUCUGAGGAAGAGCCUAGAAGUUUGAGCAUGAAUUAGUGACCAGGGAGGAUGGCAGGAGUCAUAUUUGAAGGGGUACCGCAUAUGGAAACCUGAAGCCAUCCUCGGUCCGUUCCACACCAAGUGCGCCCCAAAUAGUAAAAACAGGAUACUGAGUCUGGUGUUCCAAGGAGCAUUUCAAAAGCUUCAGAUUGUAUCUUUGUUAAGCCGCAAAUGUGUACCAUGUUUAGGGCUACUAAACUGCAGAUGAUGCGUGGGUACGAUUAUUUGAGUAUCACUUCGGAGUCUGUUUUGUAUCAUUUCCUCAUUUCUGUACUUGUAUCAUCUCCUAGUAAAUCUCCAGGACAUGAGGUCA
Messenger RNA from Brachypodium distachyon (stiff brome), 1889 nucleotides. RefSeq lists its product as uncharacterized. NCBI's taxonomy places the organism in Eukaryota, Viridiplantae, Streptophyta, Magnoliopsida, Poales, Poaceae. Gene Ontology annotation, cellular component: cytoplasm. The record is from RefSeq and is a predicted model, not a curated record. The coding region runs from base 134 to 1492 and encodes 452 amino acids. The transcript is spliced from 8 exons. Gene Ontology annotation, molecular function: oxidoreductase activity.